GGUGUUCUCAAUGGGAUGAUAUGCUUUUGCAGCUUUCAGACCUCAGCUCAUUUCCACCCUUGCUGUUUUUCUGCUUCCUCCCUCAUCUGCACAUAGAGUUUUGUAUCACAGUGACAAGUACCUCGUCCUGCACCCAAGAAAACCCUCCUCAAACGCAAAUCUAUGCAUCUACGCCCAACGCCCGACUCCACAGAAAGGGAAAAAAACUACUUCAUCCUUUGUACCUUACCUUUUUUCACCUCGUACCUUGCUUCAAUCCUUGCAUCCGAGAAAAAUUGCCGUUUACAAAAGGAACCGGUUGAUUAUGUCUAUGGCUUAUGCGAUAAUGUGCGUACGGUUUCAACUGUGCAACGUGUGACAUAUGCAGCCACUCCUCUAAUGCAUAUGAGCGCCAAUGUCAGCGGCUGGAAAUUUGGCGGCUGCAUAUUUUCUGCUGCAUGCAUCCUGUGUCACUUGAGAUGCUUUUGCCUUUUUGAGGAUGGAGUGGGAAUGAUUUGGUUUGGUUUGAGGGGCUGAGGAGGCGUUGUUGGUAUAUGAAGUUAUUGAUCCCGCUCAUGAUCGAUAAGAAUUCGCUUUUCCGUGAGGAUUUUCUCAUCGUGCUUUUCUUCCGAGUGUGAAUGCAUA
Molecule: messenger RNA, 624 nt
Organism: Aureobasidium pullulans EXF-150
Lineage: Eukaryota; Fungi; Ascomycota; Dothideomycetes; Dothideales; Saccotheciaceae
Exons: 1
Coding region: 163-516 (117 amino acids)
Source: RefSeq, a predicted model, not a curated record